AUGGCGGCGGCUGCUGCCUGCGGCCAGCACAGCGCUGCGCUAGCGGCCGGCGUUAGCGGCAAAAAGACGCAUAGUAACAGGGAACACAGUCGGAGGAACCGGGAGAACUCUCGCCGGAGACAAGCUGCUCUUCGGUUUCUGAGUAACAUCUCCCUGGACGGACGGCCAGUCCACAGUAAUUCAGCCGAGAAUGUAGGAAGUCGCCACCACAAAGACACCGACCUGGAGGGAGCCGACUCCGGCUCUGCGGCGGCGGCAGCGGCCGGGUUGUGCCCGGAGCUCCGUACCGACAGCUACGGGACAUUCUCACCUUUGGCAGCAUCCGCGAGCUACGGGAACGUCAGUCCCUCCAUGGCACCGCGGCCAGGACUCCUCUCCAUACCGCCUAUCCUCAUCCUGCCGUCGGACAGCGGGUUCAACGAUGUGGGCAGCGCGGAGGUGCUGGUGGAGUGCCGCAGAGGCUCGUUCCCAUCGCCGGGGAACCUGCUCUCCCCGUCCCCGUCAAACAACAGCCUGCUACCGUCGCCACUGGGACCGCGGAAGUCCUCCACACUGCUGUCAGUACAGAGCUGCAACUCGGUGUCCUCAGAGCCGCGACAAAGAUGUUAUAGCAACGUAACCACUAAUGUGUGCGUUUGUUUGUGUUUCAGGAUCGUGCUGAUCUGUGCUAAGAGAUCUCUGUGUGCUGCCUUCUCCGUUCUGCCCUACGGAGAAAGCUUCUACCUCAGUGACCCCACAUUAAACCACCCCAGGAGGAGGCACUCAUCUGGUAACAUCUCCACCACCCUGGAGAUGCUGCCGGGGCUGGAGGGCUUUCAGCUGGACACCUAUGGCAGGUCUGUGUCGUACGCCCAGUUCCUGUACCCCACUAACGCCCUGGUGAGGCAGAAGCCGUCGUCCACCAGCGACCUGACGCUGCAGAUUCCCGUGUCCAGGAGCACACACAGCAUGCAGGGCAGGAGCUGCCCGUCCAGCAGACUGAACAGCACUGUGGGACUGGACCUGGGUGUGGAAGAUGUGACAGACUACGACCCUAACCUCCUCAAUGACCCCCAGUGGCCUUGUGGGAAACACAAACGGGUGCUGAUCUUCGCCUCCUACAUGACGACAGUAAUAGAAUACGUCAAACCGUCCGAUCUGAAGAAAGACAUGAACGAGACGUUUAAGGAGAAGUUUCCUCACAUUAAACUCACUCUCAGCAAGAUACGCAGUCUGAAGAGAGAGAUGAGAAUAGUUGGGGAGGAUUGCGGCAUGCAGCCCGUCACCAUCGCGAUGGCGUUCGUCUACUUUGAGAAGUUGGUGCUGCAGGGUCGACUCAAUAAACAGAACAGGAAGUUGGUGUCAGCUGCCUGCAUCCUACUGGCUGCUAAGAUCAGCAGUGACCUCAAGAAACAGGAGGUCAAACACCUCAUCGAUAAGCUGGAGGAGCGUUUCAGGAUCAGCAGGAGGGAGCUGAUAUCGUUUGAGUUCACCAUCCUGGUUGCCCUGGAGAUGGCGCUCUACCUCCCUGAGAGCAAAGUCAUGCCCCAUUACAGGCGGCUGGUGCAGCAGCAGCAGUUAUAGCAGCGAUCACACCUCCCUCCCU
This is a messenger RNA of Morone saxatilis (striped sea-bass), 1585 nucleotides long. RefSeq names its product Cdk5 and Abl enzyme substrate 2b (gene cables2b). The transcript is spliced from 9 exons. NCBI's taxonomy places the organism in Eukaryota, Metazoa, Chordata, Actinopteri, Moronidae. The record is from RefSeq and is a predicted model, not a curated record. Gene Ontology annotation, biological process: regulation of cell cycle. Bases 1 to 1563 code for a protein of 520 amino acids.